This is a messenger RNA of Lacerta agilis (Sand lizard), 1184 nucleotides long. RefSeq names its product inosine-uridine preferring nucleoside hydrolase-like. The transcript has 6 exons. The record is from RefSeq and is a predicted model, not a curated record. The coding region runs from base 107 to 1066 and encodes 319 amino acids. Gene Ontology annotation, molecular function: hydrolase activity, hydrolyzing N-glycosyl compounds. Lineage: Eukaryota; Metazoa; Chordata; Lepidosauria; Squamata; Lacertidae.
CAUUCCCUUAUAAAAUGUGUUAGCUCAGGUCAAGUUCCACUGGGUUGGAAGGUAGCAAUCAAACAUCAGCCUGAAAAGAAUUUCACCAAUACCAGGCAUUUCUAAAAUGAAGAAACUUCUGCUGGUUGAUGUUGAUUGUGGCGUUGAUGAUGCUCAAGCUAUUAUGAUAGCCCUGGCAUCUCCCAAUGUCGAAGUCCUGGGGAUUACUUGCUGUUAUGGAAACAGUACCUUGGAAAAUAUAUGUAAAAAUGUACUUCGUGUGUUACAUAUUUGCAACAAGCUUGAGAUUCCAGUUUAUCCUGGUGCCUCAUCUCCGCUACUUGGUGGACCUGUGGAAGGGGCAUAUUAUCAUGGAAAAGAUGGACUGGGUGAUGUUCCAGAUCCCAACACUCCAGGAUUAGAGCUCCUGCAGGAAGAACAUGCUGUGCUUGCAAUGUUAAGAAUAGUCAAUGAACGACCGGGUCAGGUUUCUCUAGUUGCUACUGGUCCCUUGACCAAUUUAGCGCUGGCUGUGAAAAUGGACCCAACAUUUCCUAAGAAACUUAAAAAUGUGUUCAUCAUGGGAGGAAAUACGGAAGCCAGAGGAAAUACUACAGUCUGUGGAGAAUUCAAUUUUGCAACAGACCCAGAAGCUGCUUACAUUGUCUUAAAUGAGUACACCUGCCCAAAUUACAUUGCAUCAUGGGAGUUCACAUGUUCCUGCCCACUAUCCUGGGAAUUCUACCAUGAAUGGGUUAAUCAGAAAACUGAGAAAGCUAUGUUCGUGAAGAAAAUAUUUGCUCAUUCUUUUGAAUUCUCAAAAAUCUUGGGGGAAAAUCCAGGUGAAAAAGCAUGGCGGUCAGGGUUUGUUCCAUGCGAUUCCUACGCUAUGGCAGCUGCCAUCGAAGAUAAUUUUGUAACAGAAUACACAGCAAUUGGUGUAACUGUUGAGCUCAAAGGUUCACUAACAAGAGGAAUGAUGGUAGUGGACUGGAGUAACAAACUGAACAAGGAGAACAAAGCUUUCUUAAUGAAAAAAUGUGAUUUAGGGAAGUUCCGGUCACUUCUGCUAGCUGCUGUAAAAUAAUAAUAUUUUUUAUUAUUAUAAGGAUUUACUGAAGUUCCUUUCUUAAGCAUACAUAUAAUGGGCAUCCUGAUCUCUUGUGUUGCUAUCCAAUCAGGUUUGUGUUGCAAUACCUAAAAUU